CCACCCCCACCAAUUCAACCAAACCCAUCUGUUUCAUUGCCUCUCUACGGAACAGAGACACCGACGAGAACCGUCACCCCUAUCCCUUUGACUCUCCAAAGAAAAGCAUUUAUUUUUCCCCUUUAUUUCGAAGAGCUAGCUAUCAUCAUGGUUGAGAUUGAGAAGGAAGAUCUUGGUUUGAGUCUGAGCUUGAGCUUCCCUCAGAACAACCAUUCUCUACAGCUAAAUCUCAGGCCUUCUUUGCUCCCAUCUUCUGCUGCUUCUCCUUCUGGAUUCAAUCUUCCAAAGCCCUCUUGGAAUGAGGCUGCCUUCCCUUCGUCAGAUCGAAACUCCGAAUCGUGCCGUGCAGAGACCCGAUCAUUCCUCAGAGGCAUCGACGUGAACCGGCUGCCUUCCUCAGGCGAUUGCGAAGAAGAAGCGGGCGUCUCAUCCCCUAACAGCACCAUAUCUAGCUUGAGCGGAAAGCGGAGCGAGAGGGAAGCUAACGGGGAAGAGCAUGAGAUUGAGAGAGAUUGCUCUCGAGGUGCCAGUGAUGAAGAAGACGGUGAAACAUCGAGAAAGAAGCUCAGGCUCUCCAAAGACCAGUCCGCUAUUCUUGAAGACAGCUUCAAGGAGCACAAUACUCUCAACCCAAAGCAGAAGUUAGCGUUGGCUAAGCAGCUAGGACUCCGACCUAGACAAGUUGAGGUCUGGUUCCAGAACAGAAGGGCCAGGACGAAGUUGAAGCAAACCGAGGUGGACUGCGAGUUCCUGAAGAGAUGCUGCGAGAAUCUAACGGAUGAAAACAGACGAUUGCAGAAGGAAGUUCAAGAGCUGAGAGCACUGAAACUUUCCCCACAGUUCUACAUGCAGAUGACCCCACCCACGACCCUCACCAUGUGCCCCUCAUGUGAGCGUGUCGCCGUCCCCGUUUCUUCAUCAGCCACCGUGGACCCCCGGCCCCACCACCAGGUGGUCCCCACUCACGCACGCCACCUCCCCAUCAACCCGUGGGCCACCAAGCCCGGUCCCAUCGCACGUCGGCCGUUCGAUUCACAUCACCAGCGAUCAUAAUUUACAGAGCUAAAAAAAAAAAAAAUUUUAAAAAAUAGGGUUUCAGUUGUAACAGUGUACCGAUGGGAUUCUAUGUUCAAAGUCCAGAGGUCUAAGAUAUGGUUGGUAGAAUGUGAUUCGGUGGUUCUCCAUCUUUCGUGUAUUUACUUAUUGGACCCACCUUUCUUUCUUUCUUUCCUCUUUUUGGAGUCCACGUAUUAGCUUAGUUGUUAGCACUAAUACCAUUAUCAUCUUCUUUUCCUCACCGUCUAAAAAGGUGGAGACGACGGACUUUGGAAGUUCCAAGGAA
This is a messenger RNA of Juglans microcarpa x Juglans regia, 1342 nucleotides long. RefSeq names its product homeobox-leucine zipper protein HAT4-like. Gene Ontology annotation, molecular function: sequence-specific DNA binding; DNA-binding transcription factor activity, RNA polymerase II-specific. Gene Ontology annotation, cellular component: nucleus. Gene Ontology annotation, biological process: regulation of DNA-templated transcription. Bases 148 to 1053 code for a protein of 301 amino acids. The record is from RefSeq and is a predicted model, not a curated record. The transcript is spliced from 4 exons. NCBI's taxonomy places the organism in Eukaryota, Viridiplantae, Streptophyta, Magnoliopsida, Fagales, Juglandaceae.